AUGGACGAGUACCACCUCUGGUCACCAUGGAAUACACUAGACACUAGUUUACAAUGGAUAAGACGUGCAACCCCCAAACCCUCAACUAAAUAUUCUAUUAAACUACGCAACAACUUAUUUCCUAGGUUGAGUAUGGAUAGACAAUUCACAUUACAGGACCAGGCCCUAGUUUUAAACAAGCCAUGGUUCUUUUCAAGGUUACCAUACCCUAACAUAAAAAGUAUAAGGAACAAAACGCACAUUAUAAAACCUCAGCCAAUUCUGCUCAGAGGACUGGAUGUUGUUUUUGGUAACCUGGUUACAGUUCGGCCACCUAAACAGAGAGGCUUCUUACAUGUGUCUGAGAAUUCAGCUUUCUCCAAAGUUAUCAGUCAUGACCAUGCAUUAUCUUCAGAGGUGAAAGAACCACAGAUUGUAACGACUAUUCGCCUUUGCAGGCAGUUAAUUCACUCUUGCAUGCUUCUCUGUUCCAUCUAUAAGAAAUGUGCCUUGGUGCUGCAGCACUCAAAAUAAAAUCUGGAAUUUUACAA
This is a messenger RNA of Spea bombifrons (plains spadefoot toad), 530 nucleotides long. RefSeq names its product FANCD2 opposite strand (gene FANCD2OS). Bases 1 to 513 code for a protein of 170 amino acids. The record is from RefSeq and is a predicted model, not a curated record. NCBI's taxonomy places the organism in Eukaryota, Metazoa, Chordata, Amphibia, Anura, Pelobatidae. The transcript has a single exon.